Dermatophagoides pteronyssinus (European house dust mite) is the source of this 2927-nucleotide messenger RNA. RefSeq lists its product as uncharacterized. The record is from RefSeq and is a predicted model, not a curated record. Gene Ontology annotation, molecular function: RNA binding. Gene Ontology annotation, biological process: regulation of gene expression. Gene Ontology annotation, cellular component: nucleoplasm; chromatin. Lineage: Eukaryota; Metazoa; Arthropoda; Arachnida; Sarcoptiformes; Pyroglyphidae.
AAAUAUAAUCUGUAAUUUCAUCUUUUUUUUUCGUUUCUUCAUCUUGAUUUGUUUUGGUCACGGUAUUAAAAGUAAAAAGCGGAAAACGGAUUCUGCUCACUUGUUUUUCGGGCAACGAAUUUCGCUUGUUUGUCGGAGCUAAAAUUGAAAAGAAGAAAAAAUGGUCAACAACAACAACAAUAACCGCUAUCGAUGUUUACCGAAUUCUAAUCAUGAUAAUGUAGCAGAAGAAGAUAAUGAUGAUAUCGGUGAUAAUGAUGAUGAAUACCACCACCAUCAUCAUGAAUUACCGGAUUCAAAACUUUCAAAUGAUCCAUUCAUUAAUAAUGUUGAUGAUGAUAACAGUAAUAACCGAGGCGAACAAAGACGUCGACGACAAUCAGAACGACCACCAGAAUCCAAUCAUUCGAAUCGUAGUGGUCAAACAAUAAGUAAUAACGAUAAUAGUAGUAGUAGCAUAGAUAACAAUAGAUAUCAUCAUUCACAUAAUAUGUAUGGUAUGAAAUUACGUUCGAAUAAAAUUAUUGGAACAACAAAAAAUUCAGCGACAACGACAGUCAUUAUAUCGGAUGAAUCAAAUAAUGUUGAACAUUUGAAAAAUCAACAAUCAAAUGAAGAAUCAGAAUCCAAUUCUUUUUCCAAAACAAUUAUCAAUUCAACAAUAAAUGAUGGUAUGAUUACUAUUGAUGAUAAUUUAUCUUGUGAUAAUGAUGGUAAUGAUGAUGGCGAUGGAAAGGUAAACGAAGAAAUUCCAAAAUCAUCAUCAUCAAAAAAUUCUUUUGAAUGUUUGGAAAACAAUCCCUGUAAACGUAAAGAACAACAAACAACAACGCAAGAAUAUUCCAAUCAAAAUAAACGUCGCCGAUUAAGGCGUCCAAUAUGGGAUUCAACAACAAAUUCUUCCAAUCAUCAGCAUGAACAACAACAACAAUCCUCCAAUGAUUUUUAUGUAAACCAUUCCGAACAACAACAACAACAAAUUAUCGACGAAAACAUUGAUCAUCAUCAUCAUCAACGAAUAACGACAAGUCCAAUGAAUAUUUGUCAAUCAUCAAAUGAUUCGGAUAGUGGUUGUAUGAGUAGUAGUUGUUAUGGUGAAUCAAUACAAUCACCAUCAACACCCCCACCUCUACCAUCAUUAUCAUCACAGCAAUUAUCAACAAUGGAAUCAUUGAAUAGUGAUAAUGAUGAUGGUGGAACAUUAUCAUCAUCACAACAACAACAACAACAACGACAACGAACACCACCAUCAACAUAUGAUCCGAAUGGAUUUGGUGUUAUUGAAGAUCAACCAGAACAAAAUGUUAAUGAAUGUCGUGAACAAGAUGAUGAACCAAAUAAAAUCUUUGUCGGUGGACUGCCAUGGGAUACGACUGAAUAUGAUCUUGAAUAUUAUUUCAGUCAUUUUGGUAAAGUUACCGAAAUCAAUAUUAAAUAUGAUCCAAUGUCAUGUUUAACUAGGGGAUUUUGUUUUGUUACAUUUCAAUCGGAAGAUAUUGUUCGUCAAAUAUUACGUAAACCUGUACAUAUUAUAAAAGGUAAAAUUAUUGAAUUAAAACGUGCAAAAUAUAGACCAAUUUGUAAGAAAAUAUUUGUUGGUGGUUUGGAUCCAUUGAUCACUGAACAAGAUAUUCGUACAUAUUUUUCACAAUAUGGAACGGUAAUCGCAAUCGAAUCACCAAAAGAUAAAAUACGUAAUCGUAAACGUGAAUUUUGUUUUAUUGUAUUCGACAGUGAAAUGGCUGUUGAUCGUGCUUGUUUUUAUCCUCGGCAAUUUAUUAUCAAUCGUAUUUGUGAUGUAAAAAAAGCCCAACCACAACCAAUUUGUUAUCAACAAAAACGUAUGGCUGCAAGUGCUGGUUUAGAUCAAACACUUAGUACAGCACAUUUGACUAAAAUUCUUCUUAAUGAUAAUGGACGUGUAGCAGCUGCUUCAAAUCAGGCAGAUAACAUUACUACCACCAAUGCAACAAAUUCAUUAUCAAAUCAAUUGAAUCCAGUAUUGGCAACACCAUUGGGAGGAACUAUUCUUUAUUUUCAACCAUUUCAUUCUGCACGUAUUCAACAACAAGCAUCAGCUACAUCUAAUAGUUUUAAUUCACAAUUUCGGCCAAUAACAACGACAACAACGAAUAAUAGAUUACCACAAACACCAACAACAACAACAAUGCCUUUCAAUAUUCCAUAUGGUCAGAAUCAUUCAUCAGGAUUAUAUUCACCACUGUAUGCUUCGAUAACAUCACCGCAUAUAGCUUAUCCACAACAUCCAGGUUUGAUUGCUACAGGAACAGCAGUGGCUAAUGGAAGUCAUGCAAAUCAUUCACCAUCAACAAAUUCAUUAAUCGAUCCAAAUAAUAUAGCUGAUUAUUAUCUAAAUUAUUAUGCUCAAACAGCAGCCUUUUAUGCCCAACAACAACAACAACAUCAGAAUAAUAUUGAAUCAUUUGCAACCAGAUUGCCAGCGAAUCCAUCAACAACAAUGGCCUUUAUAUCAUCUUCAUCAUCAUCAUCAUCAUCGUCAUCAUUAUCAUCAAAUACAUCAUCAACAAUAGCCGAAUCUACCAUUAUCAACGAAUCGAAUACAAAAUCAUCAUCAUCAACAUCGAACAACAUUCAACAUUAUAAAUCAUGUUUUCAUCAUACAAAUCCAAUUAUUGGCAAACCACUUUCUUCCACAUUACCAUAUUCCACUAAUCCAAUAAUGUUGGCAGCUUCUUUUCCAACAAGAAUAGCUUCUUAUCCACCACCACCACCUCCACCGCAUCCACUUAUCUUUGAUGGAACAACAAAUCCAUCUAAUAAUCUUUCAAUAAUCGAUCAAAAUUGAUCCAUGAAAUUAAAAAACAUGUGAUCUCAUCAUCAUCAUCAUCUGAAACAUUUCAAUCAAUCAAUCAAUCAAUUUGCCCUUAUACAUAGAGAAUACACGU